AAAUAUGGAAUUUUAGUUGAUUCAUUUUUAUUUUGGCUCCUUUUAAGUGAAUAAUUUAUGUUCGAUUUCUCAAUGCAAACGUGCAAAAGGCGCAUGAUUUAAUUCCCAUAUCAAAUAAUUUCAUCGUCUCGAGAAGUGAUAAUAAUUCCGACGAGUGUUGGCGUUCGUGCGGUUCAUGCGCGCUCCAAUCGGAGUUUUUGCGGUUUCCUUUAAGCCUGCAUCGCGUUGUCUGAUUGUUGAGCCCAUGCUGCUUUUGCCUGUGCAUAUUUUCACAAGUGCUGGACAAAUGGGCUCAAAAGUUGCGAGAAAGAAAAUAAAAUCUUGCGAGAAAAUCGACUCACACGAACCUGCAGAACCGGCUGAUUGCGAUGCCUUCCCAAAAACCACCUAUUUAGUUUUGAGAUUUGCCCCUGGCAUUGACCCCAAAGCACUGCAAUGGCUCAUCAAGAAAAUCAAAGGGCCAAGAGAAAAAGGGGGUGGCGAACUUCUGCUCAGAAGACAACCAGGCUGUGACGAAAAAGAUGGUGCCAUAUUACAUAUUUCUGCGACCGCGGCUCGAAUUUCCGAAGCGGCCGAGGAACUCGAUCUCAGGCUCAUAGGCCAAAAUGAUCCUCUGAGCUCUUCCGAAAGAAGACUUAUAGUUUUGCACGGGUUGAUGCAAGGAAUCAGGGCCUUGCCCGAGGACGAUCACAUACCAAGCUACCCCACGGCGCGCCUUUACAAUGGACAGUCAAUUAUCGAGGUAUUUCACGAAGUAGGACUUUUAGAAAGUUUCUACCCUCUACACAACAAAGAGAAUUUGCGACGAUUGAGAAAACAGUGGUACUGCAAUUUUUUCUCGCACCAACCCAUAGAUGAAAUACGUGCUUAUUUCGGCGAUGCAAUCGCCAUGUAUUUCAGCUUCCUGGGUUUUUACACGACGGCCCUUUUGUUUCCAAUGCUGCUCGGUCUAGUCCAGAUGUGGUUUUCUGGACCCGAGUCUUUGCUGCCGGCGAUUUUCACAAUUCUCAAUUCGUUUUGGGUCAUCCUGUUUUUGGUUUUGUGGAAACGACACAGCAACUGCUUAGCAUAUUCAUGGAAUACGAUUAAAACGACUGGGCUGGACGAUGAGCCGAGAGCCAAUUUCAGGGGACUAAUGGGCAAAGAUAGGGUCACGGGACGCUUGUUACCACAAUACCCGCGAUGGAAGUCUUUUGUAAAGAUGUACGCAGUGUCUUGGCCCAUCGCCUUGGUCUGUGCGGCAGUUGCUUUUUAUAUAAUGCUUGCCUCAUUUUGGGCCGAGCAAAUUAUUCUAGUCUGGGGAACGAUGCAGGAGGAUGGCACUCAAUCAGAGCCAGACUUAGGAGUUCAAGCUUUAGUCAUGAUUCCGAGCAUCGUUUACACCGCUUUAGUGUUUUUAAUGAAUUUUUAUUACAGAAAACUCGCCACUUGGCUCACAGAAUGGGAAAAUCACAGAACCCAAUCUCAAUUUGACCGUCACCGAGUACUGAAGCUGGUCGUUUUUGAGUUUGUUAACAAUUUCAUGGCCUUGUUUUAUAUCGCCUUUGUUUAUCAAGACAUAGAAAUGCUGCGCUACCAAAUUGCCUUGAUGUUGAUUCUGUUGCAAUUCUUGAACCACUUCCAAGAGGCAAUCAUCCCGUACUUCCUGCUCAAAUACGCUCGCAAGGUCAGCAUACUUCUCGGGAACAAAACGCAAAAAGACCACGAUUCCGAUUCCUCGUCAGCCGAGGAAGACACAAAACCGAUUUUACCCUACGAGGAUAGAACAGGAGCAAAAAUUAGGCGGCGACAGAACAGCAUCAGUCUCGGCUCUAAAAGCAAGUUGGCGUUUUUUUCAGCUCUUACGGAUACGCCAGAACUUGAUGUAAAUGACGUGAGAGUGUUGCAGACCGUGGCGGAAGGGGAGCGAGAUGAGUACGAGAGCACGUACGACGAUUAUUUAGAACUGUUCAUCCAAUUUGGAUAUGUGAUAUUGUUUUCCUCCGUCUACCCCGCGGCCGCAAUUUGCGCCGUGGUAAAUAACGUGCUGGAAGUCAGAGCUGACGCUUUCAAACUGUGCAGAGUUACUCGCAGACCUUUGCCUAAAAGGGUGAAAGAUGUUGGUGCCUGGCAGCGCGCCUUUGAAGCCGUCGGUGUGAUUUCCAUUUGUACAAACUGCGCACUUCUGUACCUGAUGCCAGGCUUGAGGGAAAAUUUAGCACCAGGAGUGAGCGAACUGAAUUGGGCAUUGGCAACGGGAGCUCUAGAACAUGCAUUAAUUGCUCUGGGUCUUCUUCUUUAUCUGGCCGUUCCCUCCCAGCCAGAGUGGGUCAGAGUUGCGUUGGCGAGACAAAAUUAUCAGUCGACGAAAGCUCUCAAAUUGAGCUAAAACGAAAAAAUGAUACAAAACAAAUGCUACAUAUCAGUUUUAUUUUUGUUGAAUUGUAAUUUACAUUUUACUAGAGUUUAUUGUGAUCAAUGAUGUAAAGUCUUGAACUGUUGAAAUCUUUAGUAUAAUUAUUGUUAUUGCCUUUGCU
Messenger RNA from Neocloeon triangulifer, 2516 nucleotides. RefSeq names its product anoctamin-10 (gene Axs). NCBI's taxonomy places the organism in Eukaryota, Metazoa, Arthropoda, Insecta, Ephemeroptera, Baetidae. The transcript is spliced from 14 exons. Gene Ontology annotation, cellular component: plasma membrane. Bases 176 to 2368 code for a protein of 730 amino acids. The record is from RefSeq and is a predicted model, not a curated record. Gene Ontology annotation, molecular function: chloride channel activity. Gene Ontology annotation, biological process: chloride transmembrane transport.